AUGUGGGGCUACCUGUCUCUUCUGCCUGUCUUCCUGGCAUUCUGGGCUGUCACCGGCAUCUGGACUGUUUUUGCAAUCGCUGUGGCCAACAAAUCUGUGGACCUCAGGGAAGGCUUCCCCUACAUCAGUCUCUGUGGAUCUUACCCCCCUCAGAGCUGCAUCUUCAGUCAGGUGCUCAAUAUGGGAGCUGCAAUGGCUGCCUGGAUCUGCAUUCUCCGUUACCACCAGCUCCAGAACUGGGGAGUGGAAAGGUGGUUUAACCAGUUGAUCCUGUGGACAGGUCUCCUCAGUGCCUUGGGAGCUUCCGUGGUUGGCAAUUUCCAGCAGAAGAACCAGAGGCAUACCCAUCUCACGGGUGCCUUUUUCGCCUUCUUCGUGGGCACCCUCUAUUUCUGGCUGCAACUCUUUCUCUCCUGGAGGAAGAGGAACCUACCGCAGCCCGGGCCUCCCUGGAUCUGGCUGUUCCGCCUGGGUCUCUGCACCAUGUGCACCAUCCUUAUGGUAAUCAUGGUCGUUCUCCACUCCUGGCUGCCGCUGCGCUCUGCCUCUGCGUCCUGCGAAUGGGCCGUGGCUAUGCUGCUGUUGACUCUCUUUGGCCUCUUAGCUGUGGACUUCUCCUGCCUGGACGGCUGCACCCUGUCUCUCCAGUCUGCCCCUGGCCUCAGUGCACCACCAGCGGCCUCCCCUAGCACCCUGGAGGUCCAGCUGUCUCAGGAUUAUGAGCCAGCGAGCGGGGGGCGCCUUCGUCAGCAGCCGAGGAAGAGUUCAGCUCCAGACCUGCCCCCAGGAACCAUCGGGGAAACUGUCCAGCUGGCAGGAGAGGAGGGCGGCUGUUGCUGA
Messenger RNA from Chrysochloris asiatica (Cape golden mole), 840 nucleotides. It is a transcript of the gene TMEM150B, whose product is annotated as transmembrane protein 150B. The transcript is spliced from 6 exons. The record is from RefSeq and is a predicted model, not a curated record. Bases 1 to 840 code for a protein of 279 amino acids. NCBI's taxonomy places the organism in Eukaryota, Metazoa, Chordata, Mammalia, Afrosoricida, Chrysochloridae.